Molecule: messenger RNA, 993 nt
Organism: Lepus europaeus (European hare)
Lineage: Eukaryota; Metazoa; Chordata; Mammalia; Lagomorpha; Leporidae
Gene: IL5RA
Product: interleukin 5 receptor subunit alpha
Exons: 7
Coding region: 1-993 (330 amino acids)
Biological process (GO): immunoglobulin mediated immune response; cytokine-mediated signaling pathway
Cellular component (GO): membrane; external side of plasma membrane
Molecular function (GO): protein binding; cytokine receptor activity
Source: RefSeq, a predicted model, not a curated record
AUGCUGCCCGUGUUGCUGCUGCUUCUGGGGGCUGCGGUGCCGCGGGGAGCGGACACACUUCCUGGCCAGAACUUCCUCCUCCCCCCUGUCAACUUCACCGUUGUCGUCGCUGGGCUGGCACGAGCCCUUCUGCGCUGGGCGCCGCACCCUGAUCAAGCGCGCCAGAACGUGACUGUGGAAUACCACGUGAAGAUCCACGGCCCACAGGAGGACGAGUUUGAAACCAGGAGCACAGUGAGCACCUGCGUCGCCCCCCUGCACCAAGGCCUGUCGGCGAGCGUGAGGGCCAUCGUGAGAGACCACGGCCGCCUCCAGGCCGCCAGCAGCUGGGCGUUCGCGGAACUCGAGGCCCCUCCAGGGCCUCCCGGCACCGCGGCCAUGAACUUGACCUGCACCACCAACACCGUAGCAGGGGAAGGCACGCACGCCGCAAUGUACCAGGUUUCCCUGCACUGCGCCUGGCGGGCGGGCGAGGCAGCCCCCGCGGAUACACAGUAUUUCCUCUACUACAGGUUCGGCCUCCAGACCCACGAGUGCCGCGAGUACAGCAGAGACUCCCUGCAGAGGAACAUCGAGUGCUGGUUCCCCAGGACCUCGAUCCACAGCAAGAGGCGGGACUGGCUCGCCGUGCUCGUCAACGGCUCGAGCAGGCUCACGGCCAUCAGGCCCUUGGAUCGGCUGUUUGCCCUGCACGCCAUAGACCAGGUAAACCCUCCCAGGAACAUCACAGCCGAGGUGCAAGGAGCCCAUCUCUCCAUCGAGUGGCAGAAGCCCGUGUCCGCCUUCCCCAGCUACUGCUUUGACUAUGAAGUGCAGAUCAGCGACACGAGGAAGGCCUACGUCCAGACGGAGAAACGGACAGUCAAUGCCUUCACCUCCGUGAUCGACAACAGCUCCAGGUACUGCGUGCAAGCCAGAGCCACGGUGAGCACCACGUGCCGGGCGGCGGGGCUCUGGAGCUCGUGGAGCCCACCCUUCUGCGUGGGUGAGUAG